GUGUCGUGGUUCCACGGGGAUCAUGGCAAUGCUGUGGUCUCCGCGGUCUACACGUGUCCUGACUAUGCCGCGUCCCACGUGUGUCACGCAUGCACCACGAGUCCCACACCCACCUCGCUGCGUGUCCCACCCAUCCUUCCUGCCUGCCGUAGGACCACCACCAUCCGCCUGGGCAAGCACAACCUCUACACGCGGGAGUGGGGCGAGGUGCAGAAGACGGUGCAGAAGUUGGUGGCACACCCCAACUACGACCCCACCACCAAGGACAAUGACAUCAUGAUGAUGAAGCUCCUGACGCCCGUCACCCUCACCAGCAGGAUCCAGCCCAUCCCCGUGGCCUCCUGCCUCCCAGAGCCUGGCACCGUCUGCACCACCUCGGGAUGGGGGGCUACCACCUCCCCAGAAG
This is a messenger RNA of Fulmarus glacialis (Northern fulmar), 406 nucleotides long. Its product is annotated as trypsin V-B-like. Gene Ontology annotation, molecular function: serine-type endopeptidase activity. The record is from RefSeq and is a predicted model, not a curated record. The transcript has 2 exons. Lineage: Eukaryota; Metazoa; Chordata; Aves; Procellariiformes; Procellariidae. The annotation marks the transcript as partial. Gene Ontology annotation, biological process: proteolysis.